GAUAUGGCGAGUCAUCAGCACAGCCACUGCGGAGAUAGCACCUGCAACCACGACCAUGGGACCUCGGGCCAAGUCGAUGGCGAAGAGGACUUCCAUGAAUUCCUGGAAGAGACGCACCCUUGCUGUCAAAAGGACAGCGAAGCCAAGGCUAGAGCGUUAAAGCUGCGGUCGGCCCUGGACAAGGUGGACCUCAGUCAGAUCGCCGAGCGAGCGAGGAAGGCGGCGUUUUCAUCGGGGUUGGCGGGGCCGCCGGCUUCCCGCAGUGGCGGGGGUGACUACCCGGCGUUGAGAGAGGCAAGGGCCGCCGCCGCCGCUGCCGCUGCCAAAGAUUCUCGCAAUGACGGUGCGGCUCGUGGGGCGGGGUACGGAGAUGGAAUAGUCGAGGGCCACAACAACCACAGCAGAGUCGACAGCGACGAUGACGAUGACGAUGACGAUGACGACGAUGAUUUGGACUACCUGCUGGAUGACCCAGAAAUCACGCGCAUGGCACAGAUGCGAGUGGAAGCGAUGCAUGCCGACGCGACAAGAUUGCAAAACCUACGCGCCCUUGGUUUCGGUCUCCACAUCGAGGUACCAGAAUCAGGCGUGGAAGAGGCGUCUCGAGGCCAGUUCAGAGGAGCAGGCGUGGUUCUACACCUGUACGACGCAGAUUCGGAGCUCGGGGCGUCUCUAGACCUUCUGUUGGAGGCCAAGGCGGGGUCCUACAUGGGCACGAGGUUUGUGCGCUGUCGCCUGGGGCCGGAGUCUGCCGUGGCCGCGACGAUGAGGAUCAGAAGGGUGCCAGCGCUGGCGUGCUACAAGGGAGGGGUACGGACGGCCUACACCGAGCAACUAUCCCAGUUCGGAAACUCGGAUGGGGUAGACCCGGGGGCUGUCGAACGCUGGCUCGUGGCAUCGGGAACGCUAGAGUUCGAUCCCCCCGACGCGAACGCACUAUGCGAGGGCGGUGGGUUAGGGGUGGUGGGUGAUGAUGGAGACGGGGACGAUGAGGAGUCGGCGGAGGCGAGGUACGACUGCGGGCUCGACGGCUGCCACAAGGCGUUCAAGCACGACCACUUCCUCGCCGCCGGAGGGGGAGGGCUUCCGAAAGGCUUCGGGGAGGGCGUUUGAUUCACGAGCCCUCGCGUGUCGUGAGAAUGAAUAAUAUUGUUCGGAUGUGACACCGAGUGUUGUCGCGCUCAUGUGUGCAGCGAGGACAUUCCGA
Molecule: messenger RNA, 1207 nt
Organism: Ectocarpus siliculosus
Lineage: Eukaryota; Phaeophyceae; Ectocarpales; Ectocarpaceae
Source: the annotation of a GenBank genome assembly